CAGGCCCCGCCCCGCGCCGCGGCGGCAAGAUGGCGGCGGAGCAGCGGAGCCGGUAACGGCAGCCAUGGAGGCGGAGGGCGGCCCGCUGGGCCCGGGAGAGCGCUGGGCGCCGGUGGGCGCCGUGUCGGCUGCGGCGGAGGAGGAGGAGGAGGAUGAUGAGGAGGAGGAAGCUUCGGGCGGGUCACCGCAGUCGGUGCGGCGGCUGCGGGCGGAGCGGCGGCGGCUCCACGGGGCGCUGCUGGCGCUGGCCUCGCACUUCGCGCAGGUGCAGUUCCGGUUGCGGCAGGUGGCCCGGGCCGGGCCGGCCGAGCAGCGCCGCCUGCUCCGGGACCUGGAGGACUUCGCCUUCCGCGGCUGCCCCGCGCCCCUGGGCCUCGGCGGAGCACCGGGGGAGCGGGAGAAGCAGGAGCAGACGGAGGUGCAGAAGGAGAAGCAGAGGGAGCUGAUACUGCAGCUCAAGACACAGCUGGAUGACCUGGAGACAUUCGCAUACCAAGAGGGCAGCUAUGAUUCUCUGCCACAGUCUGUGGUUAUGGAAAGACAACGGAUGAUUAUAAAUGAGUUGAUAAAGAAGCUGGACAUGGACUUGAGUGAAGAUUUUGCAACGCUCUCUCCAGAGGAAUUGCGACAGCGUGUGGAUGCUGCCAUAGCGCAGAUUGUGAAUCCUGCCAGGGUGAAGGAGCAGCUGGUGGAGCAGCUGAAGACACAGAUAAGGGACCUUGAAAUGUUCAUCAACUUCAUUCAGGAUGAAGUUGGAAGCUCUGGUAAGGCAGAAGAUGGACACUGUGAAUGUGCAGGCAGAAAAGAUGGUGGUGGCUCCCACAAACCAAGUACAUGUCCUCCUGGAAAUAGAGUGAACCCAGAAGAUGCCAGAAAGAUGAGAGAAACAGGCCUGCACCUCAUGCGUCGCAUGCUUGCUGUGCUGCAGAUAUUUGCUGUCAGUCAGUUUGGUUGUGCUACGGGUCAGAUUCCUCGCACCCUCUGGCAGAAGGACCAAGACAAGAAGGACUAUGCCCCCUUAAUCAAGAAACUGGAGCUGUCGGUAGAGCGGGUGAGGCAGCUGGCUAUGAAGUACCAGCAGGAAGACCACGUUAUCAGUUCCUUUGACCUGCAGGACAUUCCCUUAGGAGGCAGGGAUGAGCUGACUCUGGCUGUGCGGAAGGAGCUGACCAUCGCUUUGCGAGACCUGAUGGCUCACGGGCUCUACGCCUCUUCCCAAGGAAUGAGCCUGGUACUGGCACCCAUCGCGUGCUUGAUUCCUGCCUUCAUCUCCUCGCCGCAGACCAUGCACCCCUGGGAGCUCUUUGUGAAGUAUUACAAUGCGAAGAACGGACAGGCCUUUGUGGAAUCCCCAGCUCGCAAACUCUCCCAGUCCUUUGCAUUGCCUGUGACAGGAGGUGUGGCUGUGACCCCCAAACAGAGCCUGCUGACAGCGAUUCACACCGUCCUCACGGAGCAUGACCCCUUCAAGCGAAGCGCGGACUCGGAGCUGAAGGCGCUGGUGUGUAUGGCACUGAACGAGCAGCGCCUGGUCUCCUGGGUAAAUCUCAUCUGCAAAUCUGGAGCUCUGGUACAGGCCCACUACCAGCCAUGGAGCUACAUGGCAGACACAGGCUUUGAGAGCGCGCUCAAUGUUCUCAGUCGCCUGAGCAACUUGAAAUUCAACCUCCCAGUAGACCUGGCUGUCCGGCAGCUGAAGAACAUCAAAGACGCUUUUUGAUGGAUUUUUAUUGUACAUCGUCCCUUUUCCACAAGCAGGGCAGCUGCUGGGCUCAAAGCCUGGCUUUUUUAAGACCCAGUUUGGCUUUUUGAAAUUGAUACUUGCUUUUAGGGAAA
Messenger RNA from Melopsittacus undulatus (budgerigar), 1836 nucleotides. It is a transcript of the gene RUNDC1, whose product is annotated as RUN domain containing 1. The transcript is spliced from 5 exons. NCBI's taxonomy places the organism in Eukaryota, Metazoa, Chordata, Aves, Psittaciformes, Psittaculidae. The coding region runs from base 65 to 1720 and encodes 551 amino acids. The record is from RefSeq and is a predicted model, not a curated record.